Messenger RNA from Atta colombica, 1970 nucleotides. It is a transcript of the gene Nplp1, whose product is annotated as neuropeptide-like 1. NCBI's taxonomy places the organism in Eukaryota, Metazoa, Arthropoda, Insecta, Hymenoptera, Formicidae. The coding region runs from base 16 to 1713 and encodes 565 amino acids. The record is from RefSeq and is a predicted model, not a curated record. The transcript is spliced from 5 exons.
GUCACCUCCGAGAAGAUGAUGGGGUUCACCAGAAGUUAUCUCGUGAGCUUAUUCCUCUACAUCUCCAUUGUCAACGAGAUUCGCCAGCCUGCGGUGACAUGUCAAGACGAAGAAGGCAGCCAAUGCAUACCAAAGAAGAUCUUCCUGACGUUGUUGCGUUUACCGGAAGUCAAUUCAAAUCUGGCAGCAUAUUCGAGGACGGCGAGGAUAAUUCAGGAGGCGAAAAAUCAUAACGACAUGGCUCAUCUGAAAGCUCUUAGUUCCGAGGAAAGUGAUGACGCUGAAAUCUGUAUACCUAGUGAUAUCUAUCUGGAGCUCCUCAGGGAUCUUGCGAUUCGUGGACAUCUCGUAGCACGGGAUUUGAUUCCCGAAUCGGAAAAACGCAGUCUUGCUACUUUGGCCAAAAACGAUGAUCUACCAUUUAUCGUACAGGAGCGCGAGGAUGAUGGCGAUGACGAGGAAAAAAGGAAUAUCAAUAUACCUAGUGAUAAUCUAGAGGAGCUAGUGCGUGCAUCGAUGGGCGACGAGUAUCGUCGACGAAUACCCGGGAUCUACGAUUACCAAGUUGAGCUGGACCCAGAAUUGAUCGAGUAUCCGUUAGACAAACGUAACGUCGGCGCUUUGGCGCGGGACUUUGCAUUACCCACGGGUAGACGUCACAUCGGCUCGGUGCUUCGCGAUUACAGUACGAUGAGCGGCAAGAGAAACAUCGGUUCUCUGGCCAGGGAGAGCAUGCUGCCUAUAAGCGGUAAAAGAAACGUCGCUUCUCUGGCGAGAGACUCCAUGCUGCCGCAGAAUGGUAAGAGAAACGUCGCCGCGCUAGCCAGGGAUUCCUCUCUGCCCUACGGUAAGCGAUAUCUCGGUGCGUUGGUCCGAAAUGGCGGUUAUCCGGUCCGUGGAUACGACGAGGGCAAGCGCAACAUUGCAUCAUUGGCUAGAAAUGCUGACUGGUCCGGUUUUAUGAAACGAGGCGGCACCGCGGGUGCAGGCAGGAUGAUCGCUCGAGUGCUCAACCGUCACGGGAGAUCCUUGAAUGAUCACGAGACAUCCAGUGAGCCCUUGGACCUCCAGCAACUUAUCAAACAAGAUCACAACGAGAAUGAUGCUAAAGCGAACGUUGCCGGGGAUUGGCCCACACUCUUCAGCAUCUCGGAGGAGCUAGACGACAGCAGGGCGAAGAACAGAUCAAAUAGAAGGAUGGACGCAACGACUUCACAAACGAGGCACAAACGACAGAUCGACUUUUCCGAUGAGUAUCCGCUGCCUGUCGUGCAGAAUACUAACAUACUCGAUUAUGAGGACAUCGAGACACUCGCUGAUCAUUAUCCGAAUGCGGAGAAGAGGUUCCUGGGUUCCUCGCCGGAGAUGCCGGCCGACUCGGGCUACACUGAAGUAUUGCAACCAAGUAAGAGACAUAUCGGAGCCCUCGCACGCCUCGGCUGGCUCCCGUCGUUCCGUGCAUCACGAUUCUCUCGGUCACCGCGAUAUCUGGUCGAAAGGGAGGAUCCCGCAGAUGGGUCCUCGUCCAACUACACCCCCCUCGCGUCAGCUAAGACUCGGUCGCUAAGACCGUUCAUCCCGAAAACCCGCUACCUGCAGUCCCUGCAUCGCCUGCACGGAGAUUGUCGACAUGGCUUCAAGAGGUUCCUGUUACCGGACAUCGAUAACUUCCUGCGAACGUCAAACUCUCGCAUCGUGUCCCAUUCUAUGUAAAAACCCUCGCCUCGCCUCUCUGUUCGUCCAGGGCGACGAUACCGUACAAAUUACGUUAUAUAUUGGACUCACACGUUUUACUCAGCGAAUCGUAAGGGGAGUGAGAGGAAACGGAUGUAAAUAUUCGGAUCUUGUGUCUGACGUUCUUCCUUAUUGGCCAUUGAUUAUCCCUUGUCAACGGUAGAUAUCUACGAAUAUAUAUGUCUCGACCAUUAAUGAUCUCUUAAGUAAUCCAGCGAAUUAAAAUAAUAAUAUUA